UCGCUCUGUGGAACUCAGUGCUCAUGGGCGCGGGGAUGGAGAUGUGACCUGGUCAUGUUGAUGUGAGAAGAAGGCAAUGAUGUUUUUGGACAAAGUGCCAAGUGAGUGCGGAAUGAAGCCAGCAAACACAAAGCUGAGCUCUCUGACGCUCGGUAUCGGGAGGAGCCGCUCCCUCCUGCAGGGGGAACCCCACGGAGCUCAGCGGGACCGUGGUUGCCACGUGCACUGCUCACAGACACGAGCACAGCAUCAGCCGGCAGACCUCAUCCAAACAUUCCUCCUGCCUCAUUUGACUGCCUUAAAAUCACUGGUAGGCACACUGCACCAAGACUUUACGCAGGUAUUUUAAUGUUGCCGAGGGCUGCAUUUAAUACCUCUACAGUAACCACUGCUUAAUCUGCAGGGAUGAGCAGCAGUAACUCGGUGUCACUCUGACACCCAGCAGCUCCCUGUUAAAUCCUUCCUGCAGCGUCACUGCUGGUGCAUCCCGGCACCGAUGCAGGGAGGGGAGGGCUCCUGCCUGCAGACACCGGAGCCACCAGGUUGGGUGCACCACGAUGGGUCAGGAUGGGGGGGGAUGCAGGGCUUGCAGGAGCAGGAGCGCGCUCCCAAGUGCUGCCAUCGCUGUGUGUGAUCACUCAGCAAUUAUGGGAGAAGGCAGGAAGGGAGACAGCAACCAGAGGGCAGAGUUCACCGCGACACACUUUGCCAGACCUGCAGGCCUUUCGGUGACAGGAAAACUUCCGACCCUGUGAGCUACACCUGCUUCAAAACAAAAAACUGAUCAAACAAAAAUGAACUUCAGUGUCAAGUUGUCUUCACAGCAAUGGACAAGGGUGCCGGGAGAAAUUCAGAGUCAGCUGAGAAUGCGCCAUUUUUUGCCAUCACAAGACAGCGAUUUUAUCUCAGGUGUGUAUGUUGGCAGCUACUUGUGGCACCUGAGGCAUGGACUCUGCUGCUGGUGCAGGACGAAGCCCUUUAUUGUACGUGUUCACAGCCUUUUAUCCCCACAACAACCCCUUGGCCACGUGUCCGAGCCAGGCGCCUCGUUCCUGUGUACGUCUGGUGCAAGGAGCUGCCGAGCUUGUUUACUCAUCCCAAUGUCUUUUGUUCAUCAAAGUGAGAAUGUCUUUGUUUUCCCACAGCUACUGAACUCCAGAGCCUCCUGCAGGAUGCCCCAUGAGUGCUGAAGACAGAAAGGAGCUCUGGAAAACACAGCCACUGCGGAUUAAACCUAAGCAGGAGGCUGCAGGAGCGGCCAGCCAGGAGCAGCCCUGCUGCCCACCCCGGCACAGCCCAUCUCUGCCACCGGCCCCCAGCGCCAGACCCCCCCCGCUGCCCACAUGAAGGCCUGGCCUGAGUGCCUGGAACUGCUGAUGGGAGCCCAGGUUUGUAGAGAAUCUGCUCGAUUCCCUUGGGAGGACUGUACCAGGCGUGGAUCUGAUUCAUCAGUGCAUAUAUGCUUUAGUAAAAAAGGCUGAAAUUCAGCAUAACGCUCUGCAGACCCUGUGAUGACAAUGCCGAAAGCCCGAGCUCAGCAUAUGUGACUGCUGUGCUCUAUUACAGCGAUCUCCCAUAAGGAAAAUACCACCUACAGCUUGCAUCUGUGACAUGUGCAGAUUGCCACAUCCAAGAGACGGACAGAGGCUGUUCAGGAGAACACGUUCCGCCUUUCCUGCAGGAUGCCAGAGCAGGAAAAGCUGUCACUGAAUUCAGCAAGGAGUUCAGAUGUAAAUCCUCAGCAAAUAACGGCGAAACUUGAAUGGACAACAAAACAAAAAAAGGAAACUAAGAAUGCCUUUGAAAGAUACUCCAUCAGCUGAGACACAGAGGCGUGAAGGACGUGCCAGUGCCAGGCCCAUAUCUGCAGGAGCACACGCAGUGAUCACCGCUCCACACGGCGUCGUGUCGCAGCGCUGAGGCUCCGUGUUGGCAUCAGAAGGAGUGCUGUCAUUGCAAUAGCUGCUAUUGCUGUUCCCAUCCCACGUUGCCCCAAACUGAAACCCGGAGAAAAGACAGGGCUGCCUGCAGUGACUCAGCGCCGUGCUCCCAGCACUGCAGCCCUGCUGGGACAGCGAGCCGCAGGGCUCGGGCAGCAGCCCCUCCUGGGCAGCUUCACGGAGACAGCUGAGUCAGCAUUUAGAUAAGAGAACACCUGCAAGCAGCAGCACAAGGAAUUUCCAUAGGUGAAACUGCCUUAAAACACUCUGACUACAGAGGGCUCCUCCCCAGGGAAAUCCAGUCCUGCCUUCUCAUUUCCUCGCUCAUGUGAUCCUGGCCGUACCGCGGGGCAGAGCGGCCAUUGGGAGCGAUGGUGGGUGCCUGUCCCACUGGAAUGUGGGGCACCGGGACCCCAUGGGAAGCCAAAGCACAAUUCCUUCCUGUCUGAAUUAACAACAUUUAGCUGGAGCAGCACCUGCAGCGGGGGAGGCCUUUCCCCACCUCAUUUCUUCUUGAAGUGAUGUUUCCUUCUCAGCCCUGCACGGUGGGACGUGUAGUGCCAGGGGGUGCACACACACACACACACACACACACACACACACACUCACUCACACACACACACACACUCACACUCACACUCACACACACUCACACUCACACACACACACACACUCACACACACUCCCACUCCCACGCACGCCCUGUGCUGGUUGCUCCCCUCCUGCAGAGCCGUGGCUGCCCGUGCAGGUCGCUGAGCCGUGCUCCUGGCAGCGCUGCCAUUACCCACGUGGGUCGCAUCGUUACCAGAUCGCUUCAUCAAAAAAUGAAAAUCUCCUUCAGUAAAAUAAAGACUGCAGCUGCUGGCAGGCAUUGAGGUGUGGUCUGGUGCAGAUGCACGUCAAAGCUUCCCAUUAUGGAAAGGAAGAAAACCACCAUGAAGAACACACGAAUGCACUGAAAUCCCCUACGAGCACGAGCAAAAUUGUUCCCUACAGAAGUUGUAGGUCUUCACCAUUGGCUACAGAGUCCUACGACUACGUCUGAAGUUCAGAAUGGACACACAGAGCCCACCCCACAUGCAAGGGUUCCAGAUUUGCAGGGCCAAGGUAAAAGCAAGACUAAUGACCCUGGCUGAAUGGCAUGGCAGUACCCGGAGCAGGCAGCGCCCGGCGCGUCCUUCGUGUGAUGUGUCCGGGUGAGCUGGAUGCCAGGGACGAUGCUGACCAGCAGCAGGGUGACAGGCACCACUUGGCUGCAUUCAUAUUAUUAACAAAAUGAAAAAUCCAGAUGACAAAGCGUUGUAAUUAUUUCCCCUGUUCCUCAGUUCAGCAUCCCCAGACUAAAAACAUGUUGAGUAUCCUUUUUCUUUCGCAGUCUCUUUUCUAAAUUUGACACGCUUUCCCCAGACUGUGCUUGGAGGAUCGGGGUCAGGCUGCUCCCGAAAUUCCCCACGCUUCUGUUUCAGAAAUGCAGAGCACCACCUCCUGUGGCUGUCCUCUCCUGGCAGCGAAUAGCCAUAGCUAACCACGACACUAGGAAGGAAAAGGAAAUACCCUUUUCUCUUUUACUUUGGAUAAAUAUUUACAUGUUUUGUCUACCUGCUAAAGCAGAAUGCAUAUCCUGGCAUCCCUCCUCUGGAAGGGGAUGUCCUGAUGCAUGCAGGAGGAAGAGAAGCGGCAAGUCAUCGCCGCUCAAGCUCCUUAUUUGCUGUGCACUCCAUCUCCAUGGUGCGAUGCCAGGGGCCCUGGCGGGACCUCACCCCGGUGCUGCCUCCCAGGGCUCUCCCCCCGUCCCCUGGGGCAGCUGCACCACGGGUGCCUGCACCCCGAGGGCACCGAGCAGGCUCUGCCAGGCGGGUGGCACCUGCCCGCAGCUCUCCCCUCCAGCAGGACUCGCCCCCUCACGGGUAAUUGCUGCUUCGUUCCCCAGGCACUCUCAGGUAUUGUCGCUGUUUGUGUCACUGUUGUUUGGUUGUCAUCACAAGUCAGACCUGAUGAUUCAGGAAGUCACAUUUUUGAAGUAGUUUUGAAACACGCUUCUAUUAACCAAAGCACCUUUCUGUUGUGGGAUCGCCAGAGACAAACGCCGAUGGGGAAAUAUUCCAGGCGCAGAACUACCAGGUCGGGAGGAGGAAGAACAAACAGCGCUUCUCCAGCGGCAACAUCCACGGGGUGGUAUAAAUAGGGAGCGCUGGGGCUGGAGUCCGGCAGCAGCUUCUGCACCACCCGUGCAGCUCGCGCGGCUGCACCAUGAGCUGCGCCCGGCAGUGCGGUACCCGGGGCAGCGCGGGCAGCUGGGCGGGCACCGCGCAGGGCUCCUCCGCCUCCCGAGGCCGGCACGCCGCCUUCGAGCUGGCAGCCGCAGCCGGGGGCUUCUCCGGUGGCAGUUUGGGCGAGGGAUUGCUCGGGCAGCAGCUGGGCGCCGGCAGCAUGAGCGGGGGCAGCUUCAGAGCGACCCAGCGGGCCUGUUCCGCACUCGGAUUCGGCACGGGGGGCACGUGUGCACGCGGCGUCGGAGGCUUCGGCAGGGCCGGCGAGGGGAUCCUGUUUGCCAACAAUGAGAAGGCGACGAUGCAGAACCUCAACGACCGCCUGGCCUCCUACCUGGACAAGGUGCGGCUGCUGGAGAGCGAGAACGCCGAGCUGGAGUGCCGCAUCCGGGAGUGGUACGCCAAGGUGGGCCCCAGCUGCGAGCCGCGGGACUACAGCUGCUUCCACAAGGAGAUCGAAGACCUUCAGAACCAGAUCCUGUGCGCAGCGAUGGAGACCAACAAAAUCCUUCUGAACAUUGACAACAGUCGGAUGACGGCUGAUGACUUCCGAGCCAAGUAUGAGACUGAGUGCAGCCUCCGGCAGAAUGUGGACGCGGACAUCUGCAACCUGCGCCCCGUGCUGGACCAGCUGGCCAGCUGCAAGGCCGACCUGCAGCUGCAGUGCGAGGCCGUGACCGAGGAGAUGUGCUGCCUCCGGGCGAACCACGAGGAGGAAAUGAGCUGCCUGAGGAAGCAGGCGACCGGAGACGUGAGCGUGGAGGUCAACGCCUGUCCUGGCCCAGACCUGAGGAAGAUCCUGGAGGAGCUGCGGUGCCAGUACGAGACACUGAUGGAGCGCAACCGCAAGGAGACGGAGCAGUGGUUCGCCUGCAAGGUGGAGGAGGUGAACCUGGAGGUCAUCACCAGCAGCCAGGAGAUAGAGUCGAGCAACAAGCAGGUCACGGAGCUGAGACGCCAGCUGCAGGCCCUGGAGAUCAACGUGCAAGCCCAGCUGACCAUGAAAGAAAACCUGGAGUCCUCUCUGGCUGAGACUGAAUGUCGCUACAACAAAUACCUCGCUGAGCUGCAGAGCCAGAUCUCCUGCGUGGAGCAGCGGCUGGCGGAGAUCCGGGCCGAGAUGGAGUGCCAGAACCAGGAGUACAAGAGCCUGCUGGACGUCAAGUGCCGCCUGGAGCAGGAGAUCCACACCUACCGCUGCUUGCUGGAGGGCGGGCAGCACGACAUCAUGUACGCAGGCUGCAGGCAGAGCCGGGCACAGUGACAUCCCUGGGCCAUCACUUACAGGGAUAUGAAAACCUGAGAUACGAGUGGCAAAAGAACACAGCGGUGAGGAACCAGCAGCGCCCUGCUUCCAGCCGGGGUUGGGAAGCCAACCAUGAGGAGCUGAGCAUUUGGCUCUGACCAGUGUCCGACUGCGAGCCACGGCUCCUUCUCUCCCCUGGGCAGGGGGGGCAGCCCAUGGCCCUGCGCUGCGCUGCGGGGCGGCUCCUGCUGAGCUGGGCAAGGUGCUUCGUGACAGCUGUCAUUUAGCUGACUCCUGCUGGCUCUGCACUGCUAGACAGGAUUAGGGACGGGCAGUUAAAUUCCCUGAAACAAUAAAUUAUCUAAAUGUUUUCAGUUUCACAUGACA
Numida meleagris (helmeted guineafowl) is the source of this 5843-nucleotide messenger RNA. RefSeq names its product keratin, type I cytoskeletal 19-like. Lineage: Eukaryota; Metazoa; Chordata; Aves; Galliformes; Numididae. The record is from RefSeq and is a predicted model, not a curated record. The transcript has 6 exons. Bases 4191 to 5474 code for a protein of 427 amino acids. Gene Ontology annotation, molecular function: structural molecule activity.